Messenger RNA from Papaver somniferum (opium poppy), 1339 nucleotides. RefSeq names its product DNA-directed RNA polymerase II subunit RPB7-like. Bases 209 to 742 code for a protein of 177 amino acids. Gene Ontology annotation, cellular component: RNA polymerase II, core complex; P-body. Gene Ontology annotation, molecular function: translation initiation factor binding; single-stranded DNA binding; single-stranded RNA binding. The transcript is spliced from 8 exons. The record is from RefSeq and is a predicted model, not a curated record. Gene Ontology annotation, biological process: positive regulation of translational initiation; transcription initiation at RNA polymerase II promoter; DNA-templated transcription. NCBI's taxonomy places the organism in Eukaryota, Viridiplantae, Streptophyta, Magnoliopsida, Ranunculales, Papaveraceae.
CAACUCCUCCACAGCAAACAGCAGCAGCCGGAACCACCUUUCUUCUUCUUCUUCUUCUUCUUCUUCUUCUUCUUCUUCUUCUUCUUCUUCUUCUUCUUACGAAGAGAAGAGCUGUUGUGGAAAUUGGUGAUUGUCUUCAACAAAUUAAAACUGAUUUAAACAAGAGGUAAGUUUCUGAGGUAGAUUUCUACAACAACAAAAAUCAAAGAUGUUUUUUCACAUAGUGCUGGAAAGAAAUAUGCAACUCCAUCCUCGCCAUUUCGGCCCAAAUCUACGUGAUAAGUUGGUUGCAAAGCUCAUGAAAGAUGUGGAAGGCACCUGCAGUGGCCGUCAUGGGUUUGUGGUGGCAAUAACAGGCGUUGAUAAUGUUGGGAAAGGUCUAAUUCGUGAUGGUACAGGGUUUGUGACGUUUCCUGUCAAGUAUCAAUGUGUAGUUUUCAGACCUUUUAAAGGGGAGAUACUUGAAGCUGCGGUUACCAUAGUUAAUAAGAUGGGGUUUUUUGCUGAAGCUGGUCCUGUUCAAAUAUUUGUCUCAAACCAUCUGAUACCAGAUGAUAUGGAAUUCCAGUCUGGAGAUAUUCCAAAUUAUACAACUUCAGAUGGAUCAGUUAAAAUUCAAAGGGAUAGUGAAGUACGGCUAAAGAUAAUUGGAACUCGAGUUGAUGCUACAGAAAUUUUUUGCAUUGGUACCAUAAAAGACGAUUUCUUGGGUGUAAUUAAUGACCCUGGAGCCGCUGCUUAAUCCAACCACUGUUACUCCAUCUAUAAGAUUUAGUUGAGACAAGAAGAUUUGAUGUGAUGAAGAAGAAGAGAUUAACAAGUAUGAGGUCUAAAAAUUCUAUCGGAUUAGUUUCUUAUCUAGACUGUCAUGUGUGGGCUAAGGCAGCCUGAUGAUGCAUUUCUAAGCAAAUACAAGUAGACAAGAUAUUAUGGACCGAAGAAAAGGAUCAUUCAUGGGUUUCACUUCAACAUCAAUCAAUAGUCUAAGUUUUGAGACGUAGUACUAGCUUUUAUUGUUUGGUACUGGUCUAUAGUUCUGACUUCGUGGCUCAUGAGAUUGAAUUCAAUGGAAACAGGAUCACUCAAAGACAAAAUAAACAAAGAAAAUAAAGAAGAAGAAGAAUUGAAAAACUGGUUUUACACUUGCUGGUAGGUACUGUAUGGACCAUAGGGUGGUGCCCUCUAAGUCUAACCUCUAUUGGCAACUUGAUCUCUGUCUGGUUUUUAGUGUCCUAGUCAAAAUUGUAUGUAAGACGACUGACUGGCCAAUAUGGUCAAGAAAAUUCUUACAAAAGCCAAAUUAAGUUGCAAAAUGAAGUAAAGCAGGUUCAGUUUUUUU